AUGAAUGAUCAAGACUCUUGUGAUUCAGCCACGACAUCUGGAGCUACAUGCCUUCCAUUUGAUGAGUAUGGGCAACUAGCAGACAAACCCAAACAGUUCAUCUGCUCGGAGUGUGGCAAGGGGUUCAGCCUCUACUCCUAUCUCACCAAACACCAGCGUUGCCACUCGGACGAGAAGCCUUUCACUUGCAUCGAGUGUGGCAAGUGCUUCCGAUACAAGCCCAGCCUGGUCGCCCACCAAGAGUGCGGCAAGCUCUUCGUCACCAAGUUCAACUUGAAGGCCCACGCCAAGGUCCACACUGGAGAGAAGCCGGUGGAGUGUCCAGCAUGCGGCCGGUGCUUCAGCAACAACCCAGCUCUGGUGAAGCAUCUCCGGAUCCACACGGGCGAGAAACCCUUCUCCUGCACCGUCUGCGGCAAGGUCUUCGCCAGCCGCUCCUGCUUGAACGCUCACCAAGUAAUCCACACAGGCGAGCGCCCGUACAUGUGUGCCGAAUGCGGCAAGGCCUUUGCCAACCAGUCCAACCUCAUCUCCCACCGGAUCAUCCACACCGGCCAGAAGCCUUACAUCUGCCCGGAGUGCGGCCGCGGCUUUGCAAACCAGUCCAACCUGGCCAAACACAAAAUGACCCACACGGACCACAAGCCCUUUGUCUGCAUAGAGUGCGGCAACGUCUUCGCCAGGAAGGAGGGCCUAGCCAAACAUUUUGAAAGGAUACACAAGAAGAAACUAGAAUUCUGA
Molecule: messenger RNA, 741 nt
Organism: Staurois parvus
Lineage: Eukaryota; Metazoa; Chordata; Amphibia; Anura; Ranidae
Source: the annotation of a GenBank genome assembly